CUGGCCUCUUCAAUAACACCUCUAUCCAAGAGAGGAGAAGGUGACAAGUUUGGUAUUUUGGGAUCUGUAGCUCAAAGGAGGCAUCAGUUAAGUUUGAGGCCUAAGGCUUUACUGAAAUAAAGCUGCACAUAUGCAGAAGUUGUAGCUGCUGUUGAUGUGAACACUCUUGCCAAUGAUGUUUAUAAGCAUAACUUUCCCAGCACACCAUUGUGGGCGAAGACUAUUGAGGGCAUAACACUGAAAGAAUUUGACAGAUUAUCUUUUGAUAUGAUUUUGAUGAGUCCUCCCUGUCAGCCAUUUACAAGAAUUGGCCUGCAAGGUGAUGUGUCCGAUCCACGGACGAAGAGCUUUCUUUAUAUCCUUGAUAUUCUCCCAAGGCUUCAGAAGCUUCCAAAAUACCUACUUUUAGAAAACGUUAAAGGAUUUGAAUCCUCUUCUGCAAGAAAUGAACUUUUGCAAACACUAGCAACAUGUGGAUUUAAAUAUCAGGAAUUUCUCUUGUCUCCAACCUGUCUUGGCAUUCCCAAUUCUAGGCUGCGGUAUUUUCUAAUUGCGAGGCUUCACCAAGAACCAUUUUCCUUUCAAGCUCCUGGUCAAAUAUUGACAAGAUUCCCAGAUCAGGAUCCAGAAGAUUUACUCAGUGAAGAGGUUGCUGACAAAGUGAGUGAAACCAGUUCUUCUUUGUCCUCUGAAAAGAAGAAUCUGCAUCCAAACAUUGAUCCAGAUUGUAGCAGCAAGGAGAGUUUACCCAAAAGGGCCUUUCUAUUUAAGCUUGAAACAGUAGAAGAAAUGCAAAGGAAACAUAAUCAGGAUAAUGAUUCCUCUAUUCAAAUGCUGAAAGACUUCUUGGAAGAGGAAAAUGAAGAAAUGACUCAGUAUUUUUUAUCGCCAAAGUCCUUACUGCGCUAUGCUUUCUUGUUAGACAUUGUUAAACCCACCUGCCGGAGAUCCACGUGUUUUACAAAAGGGUAUGGACACUAUGUAGAAGGAACUGGCUCAGUUCUGCAGACAGCAGUAGAUGUACAGCUUGAAUCAGUGUUUAAACACAUUGACGAGUUACCAGAAGAAGAGAAGCUUAUGAAAUUGUCAACACUAAAACUGAGGUACUUUACCCCAAGAGAAAUAGCAAAUCUUCAUGGAUUCCCUUUGGAAUUUGGUUUUCCUGAAAAGGUAACAGUAAAGCAAUGCUAUCGUCUUCUGGGAAACAGCCUCAACGUACAUGUGGUGGCAAAAUUGAUCUCCGUUCUACUUGAAUGAUUUAGAAUCUGAAACUGAUGCAUAUGGACUGGUGACAGAAAAUACUUUAAUCUUUUAGAAGAAAGCUGCUGGAACCUGGACGAAAAACAGAGCUUACCAAGAUAUCUGUCCAGACAUUAUGCUGAACAGUUUUGAUAUAUUUUUAAUAACUUGCAUUCACGAUGGAUUUAAACUGUAUAGGUGUUUUAUUUAAAUGUCAGUUUACAGGACUAAUUUGCUUUAUUUAAAUAUUCUUUUUAGUUUGCAGAAUGGAAAUAGCAGCAUAUGCAAAUGCUUCAAUGAGAAAGGAUAAGAUUAUUUUAUUUUUUUAUCUUAGUACUGUGUGAAACUGUGUCAAAGCUAUUUUAAUUAGGUGCAGAGACCAAGUUCUAUGUGUAAAAUGUCUUCAUCUUUAAGUGUAAAUGAUCCAUUCUGAAAAGAUUUACUGUAUAUAUAUGAAAUUUUGAUGUGAUUUUUGUAGCUCAUGAAACUAUUAAAUUCAGUAUUUUAUAUACAA
Messenger RNA from Pseudopodoces humilis (Tibetan ground-tit), 1753 nucleotides. RefSeq names its product tRNA aspartic acid methyltransferase 1 (gene TRDMT1). NCBI's taxonomy places the organism in Eukaryota, Metazoa, Chordata, Aves, Passeriformes, Paridae. The record is from RefSeq and is a predicted model, not a curated record. Gene Ontology annotation, molecular function: methyltransferase activity. Gene Ontology annotation, cellular component: nucleus.